CAGCUAAGGUUGAAGUAGAGAAUUGAAGAUUUAAGUAAGCAUUAGGAUGAUGGUAGAGCAGGAGAGCAAAUUGGGUGGUGGGGCUCGUGGUGGAAUCCGUAGGAACGACAAUGUCUGAGCGGCAGCCAAUCAUCAUCAUAUCCCAAAAAGAAGCCACUGUGCAGAUAACAUAUAUAUUAAUUACGCCAUGACAUGGCUGCUUAGCUUCCACCUUAUAUAUAGACCCAUUCAGUAGUCAGCCUCUACUAUUCACUCAAACAACAACCACAACAAGUAAUUAUAUAAUCAUAUAUCAUAAAAAAUACAGGAUUUUGAUCGAUCGAAAUGGACGGGAAGAAAUUGGAGUACAAAGGUGGAGAGGCAGUGAAGGAACUGGAGAGACUAACAAGAAAAGCAGGUGAAGUGCAAGAAGAAAUUUUGAGAAAAAUCUUGGCACAAAAUUGGGGUACUCAGUAUUUGAAUAAAUACUUGUACAUGGGCGGGGGUGGGGGUAUGGGGGAUGCAGUGUCUCAAUUCAAGAAGCGUGUCCCUGUUAUCACUUACAAGGAUAUUCGACCUUACAUUCUCAGAAUUGCUAGUGGGGAAGACUCCAAUCUCAUUACUGCCCACCCCAUCACUGAGAUAAUAUGCAGCUCCGGAACAUCGGCCGGAGAGCCCAAGUUGAUGCCGUCCAUCGCGGAGGAUCUUGAUCGCCGUACUUUCCUAUACAAUCUCAUCAUGCCUAUAAUGAACCAGCACGUCCCUGGGCUGGAUGAAGGCAAAGCCAUGUACCUCUACUUCGUGAAAGCAGAAAUGUCGACUCCAUGCGGCUUACCGGCUCGCACAGUGCUAACCAGCUACUAUAAGAGCGCCCACUUCAAGCACCGUCCCCACGAUCCCUUCAAUGAUUUCACCAGCCCCGAUGCCGCAAUUCUCUGCUACGACAGCGAUCAAAGCAUGUACUGUCAAUUACUCGCCGGCCUCAUCCACCGCCAACGCGUCCUCCGCCUGGGCGCCGUCUUCGCCUCCGCCCUCCUCCGCUCCAUCUCCUUCCUCGAGCGCCACUGGCGUGAUUUCUGCCAGGAUAUUCGCUCCGGGGAACUCAAUGAAGGAAUUACCGAUUCGGGGUGCAGGUCCGCCAUGUUGGAUCUUAUCGGACCGCUCGACCCUGAUCUGGCGGAGGAAAUCGAGGAUAUCUGCAGCCAGACGACGUCGUGGAAGGGGAUCAUAUGUAGGCUGUGGCCGAACGCCAAGUAUAUUGAGGCGGUGGUGACGGGGUCGAUGUCGCAGUACGUGCCGGCAUUGAAGUAUUACAGCGACGAUAAGCUGCCGUUGGUUUGUACGAUGUACGCAUCGUCGGAGUGUUAUUUCGGAGUCAAUGUGAAUCCGUUGUGCGAGCCGUCGGAGGUGUCGUUUACGCUGUUGCCGAAUAUGGGCUACUUCGAGUUUAUACCGUUGGGUGAAAACGGGUCGUUGUUUAUGGAUUUUGAAGAAGAAGAUGAAGAGGAAGAAGUGCCUCAGAGUAAGCUAGUGGAUCUCGUGCAUGUCAAAGUGGGUUGUUACUAUGAACUCGUCGUCACUACAUUUUCCGGAUUAAACCGGUACCGCAUUGGCGACGUGCUCCAAGUCACCGGAUUCCACAACCACGCGCCGCAAUUCCGAUUCAUCUGCCGCCGCAACGUCGUGCUCAGCAUCGACAACGACAAGACGAACGAAGAAGACCUCCACCGCAGCAUCACCGCCGCCGUGAAAAGGCUGCUGGAGCCCCGCCACGCUCUCCUCGUCGAGUACACCAGCUACGCCGACACCUCCUCCGUCCCCGGCCACUACGUCAUCUACUGGGAGAUCAACAACACAAUCCACCCCCAGGAGCCGCCAGUCUCCGCCGAAGCAGUGGAAGAGUGCUGCAUCGCGGUGGAGGAGGGGCUGGAUUACGUGUACCGGCGGUGCAGGACGAAUGAUAAGUCGGUGGGGCCACUGGAGAUCAGAGUGGUGAAGGCGGGGACUUUUGAGAAGCUGAUGGAUUUGUUCAUUGCUCAAGGUGGCGCGUCGAUUAAUCAGUACAAAACCCCAAGGUGUGUUAAGUCGAAAGCGGCUUUGAAGCUGCUCAAUGCUAACGUGAGCUCGUGCUAUUUUAGUCCCAGGUAUCCUGCCUGGGAUGCUUGAAAUUGGAGUGGAGAAAAUAAAGAAUUUACUUGAGGAUUUAAUGAGUUGAUUGCUGACUCCGAUCAAGGGAUCACGAUCUUGUCCGAGCCCAAUAUCGAAAUAACAAUUUUGCAUUUGAGAGUCUACA
Molecule: messenger RNA, 2272 nt
Organism: Sesamum indicum (sesame)
Lineage: Eukaryota; Viridiplantae; Streptophyta; Magnoliopsida; Lamiales; Pedaliaceae
Gene: GH3.9
Product: putative indole-3-acetic acid-amido synthetase GH3.9
Cellular component (GO): cytoplasm
Molecular function (GO): acid-amino acid ligase activity
Source: RefSeq, a predicted model, not a curated record